This is a messenger RNA of Sipha flava (yellow sugarcane aphid), 1893 nucleotides long. RefSeq names its product T-complex protein 1 subunit epsilon (gene CCT5). Gene Ontology annotation, molecular function: ATP-dependent protein folding chaperone; ATP hydrolysis activity; ATP binding. Gene Ontology annotation, cellular component: chaperonin-containing T-complex. Lineage: Eukaryota; Metazoa; Arthropoda; Insecta; Hemiptera; Aphididae. The transcript is spliced from 8 exons. Bases 169 to 1797 code for a protein of 542 amino acids. The record is from RefSeq and is a predicted model, not a curated record. Gene Ontology annotation, biological process: protein folding.
CGGGUAUUCCGACCGUCACCGUUCAGCUUCUGUUCUUAUUGGUACGGCUCGUUGAGUUGCUCACCAUAUCCAUUUUCUUUUCACACGAGUAUUGCAAAUAUAAAUGUCGGCGAAUUGUUGUGAAUCAUUUAAUUGAACACUUAGUGGCGCAAUAGAGGAACGUGAACCAUGUCUUUCAUACCAGGUUCAUUGGGUUUUGACGAGUUCGGAACGCCGUUCAUCAUCAUUAAAGAUCAGCACAAACAGCGAAGACUCACAGGCAUCGAUGCGCUGAAGUCACAUAUUUUGGCCGCACGCGCGGUUGCCAAAACGUUGUAUACGUCAUUGGGUCCAAAAGGUUUAGACAAAAUGAUGGUGUCAUCUGAUGGAGAAGUUACUGUUACCAAUGAUGGCGCUACCAUUUUAAACAUGAUGGAUGUCGAUCACGAAAUAGCCAAACUCAUGGUUCAGUUAUCCCAAUCUCAAGAUAAUGAAAUUGGUGAUGGUACUACUGGUGUUGUAGUCAUUGCUGGAGCUUUACUUGAACAAGCUGAACAUUUGCUUGAUCAGGGUAUACAUCCGAUCAGAAUUGCUGAUGGUUUUGAAUUAGCUGCUCAAAGUGCUUGCAAGCAUUUAGAUUCUAUUGCUGAUUCAUUCCCAGUUGAUAUCAAUAACUUGGAACCACUUAUUAAAACAGCAAUGACAACUUUAGGAUCAAAAAUUGUAAAUAAGUGUCAUCGUCAAAUGGCUGAAAUAGCUGUGAACGCUGUUAUAGCUGUUGCAGAUUUUGAUAAACGUGAUGUCAAUUUUGAGUUGAUCAAAGUUCAAGGAAAAGAAGGUGGUAGAUUAGAAGAUACUAUGUUAGUUAAAGGAGUGGUUGUUGAUAAAGACUUUUCACAUCCUCAAAUGCCAAAAGAACUGAAGGAUGUCCACCUUGCCAUCCUCACCUGUCCGUUUGAACCUCCUAAGCCAAAGACUAAGCAUAAGUUAGAUGUAGCUUCAGUUGAAGAUUAUAGAGCAUUGCGAAAAUAUGAACAAGAUACAUUUAAUGAUAUGGUUAAAAAGGUUAAAGAUGCUGGUGCUACUUUAGCAAUAUGCCAAUGGGGAUUUGAUGAUGAAGCCAAUCAUUUAUUACUGAAACAUGAAUUACCUGCUGUACGUUGGGUUGGUGGACCAGAGAUUGAAUUAAUUGCAAUUGCUACUGGAGGUAGAAUCAUUCCUCGUUUUGAAGAAGUUUCUAAAGAAAAAUUAGGUUAUGCCGGUAAAGUUAGUGAACUUUCUUUUGGUACAACAAAAGACAAAAUGUUGUUAAUUGAAGAAUGUAAGAAUUCUCGUGCUGUAACUAUUUUUAUACGCGGUGGAAAUAAAAUGAUUAUUGAAGAAGCCAAACGUAGUAUUCAUGAUGCUUUAUGUGUUGUUCGUAACUUGGUGCAAGACAACCGUAUUGUGUAUGGUGGUGGUGCAGCUGAAAUUUCUUGUGGUAUUGCUGUUUCCUCUGAAGCCGAUAAGAUUUCUUCCAUUGAGCAGUAUGCAUACCGUGCAUUUGCUGAUGCCUUAGAAAGUGUUCCAUUAGCUUUGGCUGAAAACAGUGGGUUGUCACCUAUUGAUACUUUAACUCAAGUUCGAGCUAGGCAGAUCAAAGAAAAGAAUCCAGCUCUUGGCAUUGACUGUAUGCUUGUUGGAACUAAUGACAUGAAAGAACAAAAUGUUAUUGAGACUCUUCACAGUAAGAAACAGCAAAUUAUUUUGGCCGCUCAAUUGGUAAAAAUGAUUUUGAAAAUUGAUGAUGUCAGAGUUCCAGGAGAAAAUUUUGAUUAGAUUUUAUAUUUAUAAAACUAUCUAUUGAUCGUGCUUACUUGUUUUCCUAAAAUCAGUCCUUUUUUUUAUGUUCAAAAUUUACAUUAAUUGUGUAAG